CACCUCCAGGGCUCUACGUCCCUGUUUCCAUUCCUCACAAUGUGACCAUUCACUCGCUCAAAUAACCAGCCACCAUGCUCCUCCUCGGCCUAACCGGCUCCAUAGCCACGGGAAAGUCCACCGUCUCCUCCAUCCUCUCCAAAGCGCCCUACUCGCUCCCCAUCAUUGACGCCGACCUCAUUGCCCGCCAAGUCGUCGAGCCAGGCACCGCCGGAUACAAUGCCAUAGUCCGGUACUUCGCGCCCACGACGCCGGACCUCCUCCUCCCGGAAGCGGGGCCCAAGGGCCGACCACUGAAUCGUCCGGCGCUGGGCAGGAGAGUCUUUGGGCAGGGCGAGGAACGCGAACGAGACAGGAAGGUCCUCAAUGGGAUUGUGCACCCCGCCGUGCGGAAAGAGAUGUACAGACAGAUGAUCUGGGCAUAUCUGAAGGGCCACUGGGCCGUCGUUCUGGAUGUGCCGCUGCUGUUUGAAAGCGGGUGGGAGCGAUACUGCGGAACGAUUCUCGUGGUCGGGGUGUCGGAUCCGGCGAUCCAGAUUCAGCGGUUGCGAGCACGGGAUCCGCAUCUCACCGAGGAGGAUGCGCGGAAUCGCGUCCUUAGUCAGGGGGAUAUCAGGGAGAAGGCGAAGCGGUGCGAGCGGCGGGGUGAGGGGAGGGGAGUUGUCGUGUGGAAUGAUGGGGAUAGGGAGGACUUGGAGAGAAAUCUGCAGCGGGUGAUGGAGGAUAUCAGGCGGAGGAGUCCCGGGUGGUGGAGUUUUUUACUGUGGGUGUGUCCACCGCUGGCGGCGAUGGCCGGGUUGGUGAGCUGGUAUAAGAUGAAGAAGGUGCAGGAGAGUUGGGAGGAGGAGAAGAGGAAGGAGAAGGCGAAGUUGUGAGGAAGAUGUGGGCGGGAAAGGAAGGCAAGUACAUUAAGACACCCCAAUUAUUCAGUUUCCUCAUAUCCGUCUUAUCCUUGCUUGUUCGUAUCUGAAUUGCUCGUUGGUUGCCAA
Molecule: messenger RNA, 989 nt
Organism: Westerdykella ornata
Lineage: Eukaryota; Fungi; Ascomycota; Dothideomycetes; Pleosporales; Sporormiaceae
Product: CoaE-domain-containing protein
Exons: 1
Coding region: 75-875 (266 amino acids)
Biological process (GO): coenzyme A biosynthetic process
Molecular function (GO): dephospho-CoA kinase activity; ATP binding
Source: RefSeq, a predicted model, not a curated record